Echinostoma caproni is the source of this 777-nucleotide messenger RNA. The record is from the annotation of a GenBank genome assembly. NCBI's taxonomy places the organism in Eukaryota, Metazoa, Platyhelminthes, Trematoda, Plagiorchiida, Echinostomatidae.
GUGGUGGCUGCAUGUGAAAGUGGAGACGACACGCAUUUGGAACAGUUGCUACCCGCCGGGCUACGUUUGCAAUGCAGUCUACAUGUGCUGGCUAACUGUUCACAAACCGAACCGUUACAGCAACAUUUGACUUCCACCGUGACCAAUAUGCGUUCGGACUUGUUCGGUGGGGAGCUGGCCAGCUCGUCUUCAUCUUCUAGUUGGACUUCGACCACGGCCAACCUGACUGGAGCGAUAAAUUUGGGCACAACCGGGGUGGAGCUGGGGAAGCGCGUUCUGGACUUCACUUCCGAACGGGCCUUGUCCGCGUUCACGUCACUCAGUGGUCUACUGUUCAGUCCAACCAUCCACCCAGAAGAGAAAACGCAACCGUUUGUGAAUCUGUUAAGUGACUCGGAACUGCUAGCUUGGACACGCAGUUGCCUCGGAGCCUCAUUGUUAGUCUGCGUGCAACGUGGCUAUCUACGCUGCUUGUCAUUGUUACUCCAGGCGGGUUUUCGUGUCGGCUAUGUGACUCGUCCGUUGGGCACCGAUUGUGUUGCUUCUACUUUGAGAUACCCAACCCGUUUGAUCCCCUCAUCCUGUACACUUCUGAUCGAACAAUCAUUACAACCACGCGGGUCCGGGCAAUCCAGAGCUCGUCCUUGGACCGAGACCCCGGACGAUAAUGGGGAUAGUGCAAUUCAUGCGGCUGUGCGUUUCGAUCGGGUCCCAUUCCUGGAAGAGAUUGUCCGAGUAAGCGUUCGUUUACGCAUUGCCGUUGAUCUGUCCUUGUAA